UCUCCAGGUGAAGAAGCGUGCACGGGUCCCCGACACGCUCGCCCGCUGUAACUACCGAACGCGAGGAGUCGCGCUGUCAACGUACGCGGCGGCAUCGGGGGGGCCAGCGGGAUACGCGCUGCGGGGUCGCCGUCGGGAGCAGCCGUCGAGCAACGCCGCGGAGAUGGGCAGCACGGACAAGGCCGUGAUCACGGGGUUCAUAUGCAGGCUCUGCAGCAAGAUGAACCGCUUCGUGAUCCACAUCUACGGCGAGGAGGGCGAGAGAAUGAAGCUCGCCGAGAAGAUAAACACCUACCUGCCGAUCACGGUAAACAUGAACGACCCGCUGCCAAAGACUGCGUGUUUACACUGCAUCGAGCGAUUAGAGGCGCAUCACGAGUUAAUGGAACAAAUCAUGUUCACAAGGCGGAGAUUGAACACCGACAAUAAGGCGGCCGCGGUAGCGGCGUCCUCGUCCGCGGCGACCGUAGACACAGCUCCGACAUCCAGCCCGCCUCCCUGUUGACAUGUGCAAUGGAAAAUAUAACGUAUCCCCUCGCUCAAUGCGCCAUUCGCCAAGCUCGGAUGAUUUCCCGAAUAUAAUUUUUCAUUUCAUUUUGAGCCGGUAGUCAGUAAGUGAAAAACGUACUACGGUGUGUGUGAAGAGAAGGACAGUGGGUGAAGUAAAAAGAAAUAUAAAUGCGUGACAUUACAUUUCCUACAUAAAUACGACACUUUCAUACGUUACAUAUAUGUUUUACAUUACUCGUUUCAGACAAGUAUUCUUUGACGGUAUUAAGAGCUUGACAAUUUUUCAAUACCAAUGUCCACUACUAUCUUCUAAAGGGAACAAAAUGUCGAAAAUACGAAGAGAAAUUCAAUGAAACGAAAGCGCACUUCUUUACGUAAAUGUUGUACGUUUUGUAAAUGUUACGUGAAGGAAAUUGCCUACAGGUAGCGUCAAUUUGUCAAUUUAAAAUUACAUGAGGUCCAUUGAGUUAUUUUUUUCCUGCUGGUCUACGAUUAAUAAGCUAAUUUCUGCAAGAAAAUAAUACUUUAAAUGUUCUGGGCAAGCGCAAUAAUAAUUGAGAUAAUCGAAAUAAAAAUGCAUACUUGUGUACAGACACAUAUUACACGCGCGGGCGCGCGUACACGUAUAUAUAUAUAUAUAUAU
Messenger RNA from Wasmannia auropunctata (little fire ant), 1153 nucleotides. RefSeq lists its product as uncharacterized. Gene Ontology annotation, molecular function: zinc ion binding. Gene Ontology annotation, cellular component: nucleus. NCBI's taxonomy places the organism in Eukaryota, Metazoa, Arthropoda, Insecta, Hymenoptera, Formicidae. Bases 164 to 505 code for a protein of 113 amino acids. The transcript is spliced from 2 exons. The record is from RefSeq and is a predicted model, not a curated record.